Molecule: messenger RNA, 1069 nt
Organism: Pseudophryne corroboree (corroboree frog)
Lineage: Eukaryota; Metazoa; Chordata; Amphibia; Anura; Myobatrachidae
Product: sulfotransferase 2B1-like
Exons: 7
Coding region: 88-960 (290 amino acids)
Biological process (GO): sulfation
Cellular component (GO): cytoplasm
Molecular function (GO): sulfotransferase activity
Source: RefSeq, a predicted model, not a curated record
UCACAAGGUACAAGGUCUUAUAACAGUAAACAAGCAGCUUCCAGUACUUGGUAAUUGGAAAAUUAAGCCACUGGACUGAAGAUAGAAAUGACAUUUAAUUAUUUCACGCGCAAAGGAAUCAGAUUUGAUACAAAAACAUAUUCAGAGGAGAGUCUCAGUUAUGCGGAAAAUGGAUUUGACGUAUGGGAUGAUGAUAUCUACAAUGUAACCUACCCCAAAUCAGGUACUAACUGGAUGAUACAGAUCUUGAAUUUAAUAAAGCAUAAAGGAGAUGCCACACUUAGCAACACUGUACCAAUCUAUUCGAGGUCACCAUGGUAUGAAACAGUUAUGGGUCAAACACAGAUCAAGGACCUCGUGCCUCCAAGAAUUAUGUCUUCUCAUCUACCAAUCAACAUGUUUGCAAAAUCAUUUUUCAAGUCUAAGGCUAAAAUUAUCUACACAGUACGAAAUCCUAGGGAUAUCCUAGUAUCUUUAUUCCAUUUUACCAAGAUUUACAAAAUGUAUUCAGAAAUUGAACAAUUCCAGGAUUUCUUAGAUGACUUUCUGCAGGGGAAUGCUAUGUAUGGCUCUUGGUUUGAACAUGUGAAAGGCUGGAUGCAAAUGAAGGAUGACAGCAGAUUCUUCUUUAUUGCAUAUGAGGAGCUCCUGCAGGACCUACGAGGCAGUGUGGUGAGAAUCUGUAAAUUCUUGGGGCAGGAGGAGUUAGAUGAUGCACAGAUUGACUUGGUUGUAGAACAUUCUGCUUUCAAAGCCAUGAAGGAAAACAAGAUGUCUAAUUGGAGUCUUUUGACCUCAGAAUUACUAGAUCACGCUAAAGGAUCCUUUUUACGCAAAGGAAUCGCUGGUGAUUGGAAGAAUUUAUUUACAGUAGCCCAGAGCGAGUCUUUCAACAAAGUUUAUCAGGAGAAGAUGAAAUACAUCAAUACAACUUUUUAUUGGGAAAAUGAUAAUCAUUGAGACAUUCUAAUUCAAAUGUGUAUUAUUAAUUAAAAAAACCUGUAUAUAUUUUAAUCACACCUCAUAUUGCAUUGGAAUCAUAUUGACAUUUCUGCCUGAGUAAAACAAA